AUGGGCGGAAAUUCAGAAAAAAAAAGAUUAUUAGGUAGCGAUACAAAUAUUACAGUUAAUGAUGACGAUGGCGCCGUUUCAAAAGCACAACCAUACGUUAAACCAGAAAAAGAUGGUGUAUUCACAGGUAUACUCCGUUUCCUCGGAUUAAGAGAAAAGAAGAAACCAAAGAAAGAUGCCAAUAAAGAAAAAGAAUUUGCUGAUAAGUUUAGAGAUUUAUCAGUAUUGGAUAAACAAUCAAUGUUGGAUAGAAUUGGAACACCAAUGCAAGGUCUUUCAGAGGAAGAGGUUGAUAGACGUACUAAACUCUACGGUAGAAAUGUUAUUACACAAGUUAAAGCCUCACCAUGGUAUGCAACAUUGUUCUUUGCAUUCACACAUCCAUUCAAUAUUGUUUUAACUGCUAUUGCCGUUGUUUCCAUCUGUACUGACGAUUAUGCUACAUUCUCUGUAGUUAUGUUUAUGGUUAUUUUCUCUGCAUUAUUAUGUUUCCACGAAGAGCGUAAAUCAAGUAAGGCUUUUGCUCAUUUAAAAUCAUUGGUACGUACUACAGUAACUGUUUUACGUACUAGAAAUGGUAUUUCACAAGAAAUGAAAAUCGAUAUGGAUGAUAUUGUCCCAGGUGAUAUUGUUCCAUUAAAAGCAGGUGAUGUAUUCCCAGGUGAUGUUCGUAUUUUAGAAUCCAACAGUUUAUUCGUUUCACAAUCUUCAUUAACUGGUGAGUUUUUACCAGUUGAAAAAGGUCCAAACGCAUCCGAAGAACCAACUUCAAUUUUCGAUACUCCAAAUAUUUGUUUAAUGUCUACAAACAUUGUAUCUGGUAGUGGUAUUGGUAUUGUUUUCGACACUGGUUCAAGAACUUAUAUUUCUUCAAUCUCUGAAAUUCUCACAUCAACUCAAACUACAAAUGCUUUCGAUAUUGGUGUUAGAAAGGUCGCUUAUUUACUUAUGGGUUUUGGUGUUGUUUUAGUACCAAUCGUUAUUAUUAUCAAUGGUAUUUCAACUAGAGAUUGGAAAGAUUCUGCAUUGUUUGGUUUAUCUGUCGCUGUAGGUUUAACCCCAGAAAUGUUACCAAUGAUUUUAAAUACCAAUUUAGCAAAAGGUGCAUCAGAUAUGUCAAAAAAGAAAACAAUUGUAAAACAACUUCAUUCAAUUCAAAAUAUGGGUGCUAUGGAUGUAUUAUGUUCAGAUAAAACUGGUACUUUAACAGAAGAUAAUGUAAAAUUACAACACUAUAUCGAUCAAGAUCAAAAUGAAUCAGACAAUGUCCUUAGUUUUUCAUUUUUAAAUUCAAAUUUCCAAAGAGGUUUAAAGAAUGUUUUAGAUGUUUCAAUUAUUUCAUAUUAUGGUUUAAAGAGAGGUCUUAUCACUGAAGAAGAAGCUGAAAAACUUUUACUUCAUGGUCAUGGUAAUGGUCCAACUGAUGAAGAUAAUCACACACCAAGCGGUCAAAAGAAACCAGAUCCAUUUGCAGAUUCAUAUUCAUUAAAUGACGAGUUCCCAUUCGAUUUCACUCGUCGUCGUGUCUCUGUCAUUUUAAAUUGUGCUAAUGAACCAUCAACUAAAUUACUUGUUUGUAAAGGUGCCGUUGAAGAAGUUUUAUAUUGUUGUUCCUAUGUUGCCACUCCAAAUGGUGAAGCCGAACCACUCACUGAACAACUCAAAAAGAAAUUACUUGGUGUUAUGAACGAUCUCAAUGUUGACGGUCUUCGUGUUUUAUCUGUUGCCACCAAAAAGAUUGAAAAUUUACCAUCAGACUAUAAAUUUGAUGUUAAAGUAGAUGAAUUCGGUUUAACUUUCCAUGGUUUCUUAGCUUUUAUUGAUCCACCAAAAUCAGAUUGCGCUGGUGCCAUUCGUCAAUUAAGAGAAAACAACGUUGCAGUUAAAGUUUUAACUGGUGAUAAUUUAGCAGUAGCCAGAAAGAUUUGCAGAGAUGUCGGUAUUGAUGUAUCUCGUGUUAUCUCUGGUCCAGAAUUAGAAGGUGUCGAUGAUGAAGAUUUCGAUCAAAUCAUUGAAGAAUGUUCUUUAUUCGCUAAGCUUACUCCAAUCCAAAAAUAUAAUGUCGUUAAAGCCUUAAAGAGACUCGGUCAUACUGUUGGUUUCUUGGGUGAUGGUAUCAAUGAUGCUCUUGCUCUUCGUGAAGCUGAUGUUGGUAUUUCUGUAGAUACUGCCACCAAUAUUGCUAAAGAUGCCUCCGAUAUUAUUUUACUUGAAAAAUCAUUAAACGUUAUUAACACUGCCGUUAUUACUGGUCGUAUUACUCACGCAAACACCAUCAAGUACAUUAAAAUGGCUGCUUCAUCCAAUUUCGGUAACGUAUUUUCAAUGUUAAUUGCUUCAGCUUGGCUCCCAUUCAUCCCAUUACAACCAAUUCAAAUGCUCACCCAAAAUCUUUUAUACGAUUUCUCACAAGUUGCUAUUCCAUGGGAUAAUGUCGAUGAAGAAUACCUUAAGGUUCCACAUCCAUGGAGUGUUAAAAGUUUAUUCAAAUUUAUGGUUUUCCUUGGUCCAUUAUCAUCCAUUUUUGAUGUUGUCAUUUUCUCUUACAUGUGGUGGAAAUUAGGUUGGGAUAGUGAAACUACUGCCCAAUUAUUCCAAACUGGUUGGUAUGUUGAAGGUCUUAUCACUCAAGUAUUCAUUGUACAUAUGAUUCGUACUACUAAGAUUCCAUUCAUCCAACGUUGGGGUUCACUUCAACUUAUCUUAAAUACUCUUUGGGUUGCUGGUGUUUGUGUUGCUAUUCCAUAUAUUCCAUACGUCAAUACUUUCUUAAAAAUGAAAACUUUACCAGCAAUGUAUUAUCCAGGUUUAGCUGCAUGUUUCUUUGGUUACUUCUUCUUAACCCAAAUUGUAAAGAAACUCUACAUGAAAUUCUUUGGUGAAUGGUUAUAAAUUAUAUUUUAUAAAAUUCAAAUAUAUAAAAAAAAAUCAUAAAAAAAAAAAAAAACCAAAAAAAAAAAAAUUACAAAAUCAAAAAAAGACAAUUAUCAUCAUUAUCAACAAAUAUAUAAUCAUUUAUAUAUAUACAUCAUCAUUAUAACAUUAC
Dictyostelium purpureum is the source of this 3046-nucleotide messenger RNA. RefSeq lists its product as uncharacterized. Gene Ontology annotation, molecular function: ATP binding; ATP hydrolysis activity; P-type magnesium transporter activity. The transcript is spliced from 2 exons. Bases 1 to 2892 code for a protein of 963 amino acids. Lineage: Eukaryota; Evosea; Eumycetozoa; Dictyosteliales; Dictyosteliaceae. Gene Ontology annotation, biological process: monoatomic ion transmembrane transport; magnesium ion transport. Gene Ontology annotation, cellular component: membrane. The record is from RefSeq and is a predicted model, not a curated record.